CGAUGGCAGAAAACAAGACAACCAACAACCGACAUGACAACAAGAAGAAGGGAGAUCAAGACGGAUCGACACAACCUUCCGCCACCUGCCGCUGACCAUUUUUUCUUUUGUGUAUCACCGAGGGAAACUAUUAAUACAGAAGGUGUACUGCUAUAGAGGGCCCGGCAAAAUUCUAAGCUCGACACAAGCCUAGUACCGUAGGAGGAGAGCGCUCCCAUGGUAGGGAAAAGCGAGUGAUGAGGAGGAGGAGGACCGUGACUCGAGCAGCAGGGUGCAUAGUGAGCAGCGAUGCAGCGGCCUCUGCCGAAUGCCUCUUCCGGCUAUUGCCACCAUACUUGAGCCGGCGUCUGUUCCGUAAUUAAACUAUCAGACUGCUGUAUAUCUUCUACUAGACACAGCAUAUUCCUCUCAGGAAUCCAAGGACUCAAAAGUACAACCUGCUUUUGCAAUCAAUUUGCUACUGAAAUGGACGUACAAACCCUUUUCAAUGUUAAAGAUAGGGUGGUUUUGGUAACAGGAGGUGGAAGGGGAGUUGGUGAAAUGAUCGCUCAUGGUUUCAUUGCCAAUGGCGCGAAGGUAUACAUCUCUUCAAGAGAUGCUUCGGCAUGCGAAAAGACGGCCAAGCGUCUCACGGAACUGGGACCUGGUCAGUGCAUUGCCAUCCCUGCGGAUCUAUCUAAAUACGACGAAUGUUUAAGACUGGCAGGAGAGAUAGAGAGGAGAGAGGAAGUAUUACAUAUAUUGGUAAACAACUCUGGGGUGACAUGGGGUGAAUCAUUCCACUCUUAUCCUGACUCGGCAUUUACCAAACUUCUCACUCUAAAUGUACAACGGGUUUUCACAAUCACGCAGAAGCUGGUGCCCAUGCUUGAGAAGGCAUACCAACAAGAAAAUUUUGUUGGGCGAAUUAUCAACAUUGGAUCCAUCAACGGAGUCAGUGUACCUGGCCUCGAAACUUAUGCUUAUUCAGCCUCCAAAGCUGCCCUCCACCAGCUCUCGAGGCAUCUUGCUAGCCGUCUUGGCCCUACUAUCACAGUAAACACAUUGGCAUUGGGGCCAUUCCGCAGCAAGAUGAUGAAACAUACCCUUGACAAUUUUGAAAACGAGUUGGCAGAGGCUCUACCUAUGAAGAGGAUUGGUGCACCAGAGAACGUUGUCGCUACUUGUUUGUGGCUUUCUGGGCCUGCUGGAGACUGGAUAACCGGAACUGUUGUUCCCGUGGAUGGCGGAUCCCUUGUGGCAAGUAAUUCCAAGCUGUAAUAUGGACAAAUGUAUGUUGUAGCAUGCAGUUUGGCGAAAGGAAGAAGUGUAGAUAGUAAUAACUGGCAUUAUCUAUUGAAACUCCUAUACAAUUAAAGAACAGCAGAUAUAAAGAGCCCAAAAAGGUAGAGAAAGAUACAGAGACGCAUCUUCAUAUGGUUGACUUUCUCAAUGACGACCCGGAAGACUUCCUCUGUCAGUCAGCUGGGGAUUAUGAUAUUAUUCAAUAGGAGUUUGACUCACAUCCUCACUGGACCUUGGCUCCUUAUCUUUUCCAACUAGAUGCUUGGAUUUGAGCUUCCCCAAUAGCCCCUUGAUCCUCCCUCCUCCUUUCUCCUCUGUCUCUGGCACUUCUUCCACGGACCUCUUUCCGCUGUUAGGCGAGUGAUCAUUCGUGGAUCGUAAAUGGGCGUGUCGCUGGCUACUCCCUUCUGAAGGCUCAGACCGAAUGUCCAAAUUGUUGGAGUAACCACGA
Molecule: messenger RNA, 1735 nt
Organism: Cryptococcus deneoformans JEC21
Lineage: Eukaryota; Fungi; Basidiomycota; Tremellomycetes; Tremellales; Cryptococcaceae
Exons: 11
Coding region: 466-1260 (264 amino acids)
Molecular function (GO): oxidoreductase activity
Source: RefSeq, a predicted model, not a curated record